AGGAAAACGAAACCUAUGGUCUCGUCUGUCUCUCCGGCCGGGUGUUUCUCCAGCAUCAUUCCCGAGACGCAUCUCGAGCUGAGCGCGCGGCGGCUCCUCCACCAGACUCUCCCCACGAAGUGUCGCUUCGCCUCCACCAUGAGCACGCUGAACCAGCAGUACGAGGAGAAAGUGCGUCCCUGCAUCGACCUGAUCGACUCGCUGCGCUCCCUGGGAGUGGAGAAGGACCUGGCGCUGCCCGCCAUCGCCGUGAUCGGAGACCAGAGCUCGGGGAAGAGCUCCGUGCUGGAGGCGCUGUCCGGGGUGGCUCUGCCCAGAGGGAACGGUAUUGUCACAAGAUGUCCUCUGGAGCUGAAGAUGAAGAGGAAGAGAAAAGGCGAUGGGUGGUAUGGAAAGAUUAGCUACCAGGAUUGUGAGGAAGAACUGGAAGGACCGGCAGAUGUGGAGAAGAAGAUCCGAGAAGCUCAGGAUGAGAUGGCCGGCGUCGGGGUGGGGAUCUGUGACGACCUUAUCAGUCUGGAGAUCGCCUCCCCUGAUGUUCCUGACCUGACCCUCAUCGACCUGCCCGGCAUCGCCAGGGUGGCUGUGAAGGGACAGCCGGAGGACAUCGGCGAUCAGAUAAAGAGGCUGAUCCAGAAGUUCAUCACAAAACAAGAGACCAUCAGCUUGGUGGUUGUUCCCUGUAACGUGGACAUUGCGACCACCGAGGCUCUGAAGAUGGCUCAGCAGGUGGAUCCCGACGGAGAGAGGACUCUCGGGAUCCUGACCAAACCUGACCUGGUGGACAAAGGCACAGAGGAGGUGGUGGUGGACAUCGUCCACAACGAGGUCAUCCACCUCUCCAAGGGCUACAUGAUCGUCAAGUGCAGAGGUCAGAAGGAGAUCGCCGAUAAGGUGUCUCUUCCUGAGGCCAUAGAAAGGGAGAAGGCCUUUUUUGAACAACAUGUACAUUUCUACACCCUGUUCGACAGCGGCCAUGCCACUGUUCCCAAACUGGCCGAGAAACUCACGCUUGAGCUGGUGCAUCACAUUGAGAAAUCCCUUCCCAGACUUGAGGAGCAGAUUGAGGAGAAACUGGCACAAACUCAGGCGGAGCUGGACCGAUGCGGAAACGGCCCGCCAACUGAUGCUGCAGAGAGACUGGUUUUCCUCAUUGAUAAAGUCUCAGCCUUCACCCACGACGCCAUCAGUAUGACGGCAGGAGAAGAGCUCAAGUGUGGAGAGAGCUUCAACAUAUUUUCCACACUGAGAAGAGAGUUUGGGAACUGGAAGGCCCACCUGGAUCACUCAGCAAUAAAUUUUAACAAGAAAAUUGAAAAAGAAGUGGAUAAAUAUGAAGAGAAGUACCGCGGCAGGGAACUGCCGGGCUUCAUCAACUACAAGACCUUCGAGUCCAUGGUGAAGGAGCAGAUCAAACAGCUGGAAGAGCCAGCUGUCCGGAAACUCAAGGACACUGGAGAUGCUAUUAAGAAGGCGUUUGUGCACAUGGCGCAAAGUAGUUUUGCUGGAUUUCCAAACCUUGUGAAAACAGCCAAGGUCAAGAUCGAAGCCAUCAAGCAGGAAAAAGAGGCCAGCGCUGAGGCCAUGCUGAGAACUCAGUUCAAAAUGGAGCUGCUGGUUUACUCCCAGGAUCAGACCUACAGCAGCAGUUUGAACGAGAACAAGCGAGACGAGGUGAAGUCCGACUCUGAGGACGACGAGCCAAAAUGCUCUUUCCCCGACAUGGCUGUGUACCAACCAAAAAACCACGCAACUUUUCAGGAGCUGAUGCUGCAUCUCAAAUCAUAUUACCAAAUUGCCAGCCUCCGUCUGGCUGAUCAGGUCCCGCUGGUGAUCCGCUACCAGAUGCUGCAGGAGUCGGCGCUGCAGCUGCAGAGGGAGAUGCUGCAGAUGCUUCAGGACAAAGAGAACGUGGAGGUCCUGCUGAAGGAGGACUUUGACAUCGGGAUCAAGCGGGACUCUCUGCAGAGUCGCCUCAAGCGCCUGAUGAAGGCCCGUUCAUACCUGGUGGAGUUUUAAAUGCCACGGCUCUGCAAUUCGAACAUGUUGAGGGACCUUUCCAAUGUACUGUAAUCCAUACUCAUAUUACAUUUAUGAUAGAUUUCCCUCAUGUAGGAUUAUUAAAAUCUGAUCUUAUUUCACAUCCUUGUAUAAUGAUAAACAGUCCAUCUCAAAAGCUCAACUUUAAUUUCAAAUUGUUUAAAAUCCCAGAAAAUUAACAUUCCUACAUUAUUAUUAUUAUUAGUUUACUUUUGGUCUUGGUGAAGGAUUACAUUUUUUUUUUACUUGUAAGUAUUUACAAAUUUCAAUCCUUUUGUGCAUGACAAUCAUAACCUCAAUGUUACAAACAGGCUUCAGGAUCAGCAGCUUAGCAUCUUCGAAAACAAAAAGUCUAAAACUGAAACUAUAGUUUUACAUUAGCUUAUCCAUUGGGUCACAUCUGAUCAGACAGGAGUAAGAAAUACAGUGGUUGUCAAGUGUGUUCCUCGUUUCCACUUUGUUCGUAUGAGGUUGUAUCGGCAGUAUAGAGAACAAAAAAACCCGAAUAUUUCAGUUCAUCAAAGCUUCUCCAGCUCCUCUGGGGAGACCACAAGCACACUCCAAGUAUAAUCUCUACUAAAGUAAGAUUAGGAAUAUUAUUGUUUUUGACAAAGGGAAAAAACAUGUCUAGUAUAAAUGGAAUUUUUGCAUUUUUGCACUGUUUCUUCAUUAAAAAAUUUAUCAGUUCUGA
Messenger RNA from Salarias fasciatus (jewelled blenny), 2731 nucleotides. Its product is annotated as interferon-induced GTP-binding protein Mx-like. The record is from RefSeq and is a predicted model, not a curated record. Lineage: Eukaryota; Metazoa; Chordata; Actinopteri; Blenniiformes; Blenniidae. Gene Ontology annotation, cellular component: microtubule; plasma membrane; synapse. Gene Ontology annotation, molecular function: GTPase activity; microtubule binding; GTP binding. Gene Ontology annotation, biological process: receptor internalization; defense response to virus; synaptic vesicle budding from presynaptic endocytic zone membrane. Bases 16 to 2019 code for a protein of 667 amino acids. The transcript is spliced from 12 exons.